Ixodes scapularis (black-legged tick) is the source of this 3823-nucleotide messenger RNA. RefSeq lists its product as uncharacterized. Lineage: Eukaryota; Metazoa; Arthropoda; Arachnida; Ixodida; Ixodidae. The transcript has 4 exons. The record is from RefSeq and is a predicted model, not a curated record. Bases 17 to 3739 code for a protein of 1240 amino acids.
CCGCACAGCUGCAAUCAUGAUUCGUUCAUGCCUCCUUCUUGCUCUGACUACCAGCACGUUUGCCGACUACCUCAACAACGCCUAUGGAUACCAGCACGGUGUUCCCUAUUCUGGCCUAGUGGGCCAUCCCUAUGCCCCGGAUCAAUAUGCUGUCGCUUCCCCAGCUCUGACACGUUCUUUUGCAACAAACUACCACGGUACUCCGGCGUUUACCGCCUUCGCAGCUCCAGUCGCUAAUGUAGCUACCUACACCAAUGCCCCAGUCGCUAAGGUUGCGACAUAUGCUACAGCUCCCGUCGUCGGAGUUCCCACACAUGGCGGCUUCCUAAACAACGCUUAUGGCUACCGCCAUGGACUUUCCUACUCGGGUCUGACGGGCUAUCGCUAUGCCCCCGCUGGAUACGCUGUUGCUGCUCCAGCUGUCUCUCGUUCGUACGCCACGACCUUCCACGCCGCUCCAGUCGCCAAGGUCGCCACUUUCGCACCCCCCGCCGUCGCCAGGUUUGGCACCUACGCCGCAGCUCCAGUCGCUAAGGUGGCCACCUUCGCCACCGCCCCAGUUGCUAAGGUUGCCACCUAUGCCACCUCCCCAGUCGUUGGAGUUCCCGCAUAUGGAGGCUUCCUAAACAACGCUUAUGGCCACCACCAUGGACUCUCCUACUCGGGUUUGAUGGGCUAUCGCUAUGCCCCCGCUGGAUACGCUGUUGCUGCUCCAGCUGUCUCUCGUUCCUACGCCACGACCUUCCACGCCGCUCCAGUAGCCAAGGUCGCCACUUUCGCAGCCCCCGCAGUCGCCAGGUUUGGCACCUACGCCGCAGCUCCAGUCGCUAAGGUGGCCACCUUCGCCACCGCCCCAGUUGCUAAAGUUGCCACCUAUGCCACCUCCCCAGUCGCUGGAUACGCUGUCGCUGCUCCAGCUGUCUCUCGUUCCUACGCCACGACCUUCCACGCCGCUCCAGUAGCCAAGGUCGCCACUUUCGCAGCCCCCGCAGUCGCCAGGUUUGGCACCUACGCCGCAGCUCCAGUCGCUAAGGUGGCCACCUUCGCCACCGCCCCAGUUGCUAAGGUUGCCACCUAUGCCUCCUCCCCAGUCGUUGGAGUUCCCGCAUAUGGAGGCUUCCUAAACAACGCUUAUGGCCACCACCAUGGACUCUCCUACUCGGGUUUGAUGGGCUAUCGCUAUGCCCCCGCUGGAUACGCUGUCGCUGCUCCAGCUGUCUCUCGUUCCUACGCCACGACCUUCCACGCCGCUCCAGUCGCCAAGGUCGCCACUUUCGCAGCCCCCGCCGUCGCCAGGUUUGGCACCUACGCCGCAGCUCCAGUCGCUAAGGUGGCCACCUUCGCCGCCGCCCCAGUUGCUAAGGUUGCCACCUAUGCCACCUCCCCAGUCGUUGGAGUUCCCGCAUAUGGAGGCUUCCUAAACAACGCUUAUGGCCAACACCAUGGACUCUCCUACUCGGGUUUGAUGGGCUAUCGCUAUGCCCCCGCUGGAUACGCUGUUGCUGCUCCAGCUGUCUCUCGUUCCUACGCCACGACCUUCCAUGCCGCUCCAGUCGCCAAGGUCGCCACUUUCGCAGCCCCCGCCGUCGCCAGGUUUGGCACCUACGCCACAGCUCCAGUCGCUAAGGUGGCCACCUUCGCCACUGCCCCAGUUGCUAAGGUUGCCACCUAUGCCACCUCCCCAGUCGUCGGAGUUCCCGCAUAUGGAGGCUUCCUAAACAACGCUUAUGGCCACCACCAUGGACUCUCCUACUCGGGUUUGAUGGGCUAUCGCUAUGCCCCCGCUGGAUACGCUGUUGCUGCUCCAGCUGUCUCUCGUUCCUACGCCACGACCUUCCACGCCGCUCCAGUCGCCAAGGUCGCCACUUUCGCAGCCCCCGCCGUCGCCAGCUUUGGCACCUACGCCGCAGCUCCAGUCGCUAAGGUGGCCACCUACGCCACCGCCCCAGUUGCUAAGGUUGCCACCUAUGCCACCUCUCCAGUCGUUGGAGUUCCCGCAUAUGGGGGCUUCCUAAGCAACGCUUAUGGCCACCACCAUGGACUCUCCUACUCGGGUUUGAUGGGCUAUCGCUAUGCCCCCGCUGGAUACGCUGUUGCUGCUCCAGCUGUCUCCCGUUCCUACGCCACGACCUUCCACGCCGCUCCAGUCGCCAAGGUCGCCACUUUCGCAGCCCCCGCCGUCGCCAGGUUCGGCACCUACGCCGCAGCUCCAGUCGCUAAGGUGGCCACCUUCGCCACCGCCCCAGUUGCUAAGGUUGCCACCUAUGCCGCCUCCCCAGUCGUCGGAGUUCCCGCAUAUGGAGGUUUCCUAAACAACGCUUAUGGCUACCGCCAUGGACUUUCUUACUCGGGUCUGAUGGGCUAUCGCUAUGCCCCCGCUGGAUACGCUGUCGCUGCUCCAGCUGUCUCUCGUUCCUACGCCACGACCUUCCACGCCGCUCCAGUCGCCAAGGUCGCCACUUUCGCAGCCCCCGCCGUCGCCAGGUUCGGCACCUACGCCGCAGCUCCAGUCGCUAAGGUGGCCACCUACGCCACCGCCCCAGUUGCUAAGGUUGCCACCUAUGCCACCUCUCCAGUCGUUGGAGUUCCCGCAUAUGGGGGCUUCCUAAGCAACGCUUAUGGCCACCACCAUGGACUCUCCUACUCGGGUUUGAUGGGCUAUCGCUAUGCCCCCGCUGGAUACGCUGUUGCUGCUCCAGCUGUCUCUCGUUCCUACGCCACGACCUUCCACGCCGCUCCAGUCGCCAAGGUCGCCACUUUCGCAGCCCCCGCCGUCGCCAGGUUCGGCACCUACGCCGCAGCUCCAGUCGCUAAGGUGGCCACCUUCGCCACCGCCCCAGUUGCUAAGGUUGCCACCUAUGCCGCCUCCCCAGUCGUCGGAGUUCCCGCAUAUGGAGGUUUCCUAAGCAACGCUUAUGGCUACCGCCAUGGACUUUCUUACUCGGGUCUGAUGGGCUAUCGUUAUGCCCCCGCUGGAUACGCUGUUGCUGCUCCAGCUGUCUCUCGUUCCUACUCCACGACCAUCCACGCCGCUCCAGUCGCCAAGGUCGCCACUUUCGCAGCACCUGCGGUCGCCAGGUUUGGCACCUACGCCGCAGCUCCAGUCGCUAAGGUGGCCACCUUCGCCACCGCCCCAGUUGCUAAGGUUGCCACCUAUGCCGCCUCCCCAGUCAUCGGAGUUCCCGCAUAUGGAGGUUUCCUAAACAACGCUUAUGGCUACCGCCAUGGACUUUCCUACUCAGGCCUGAUGGGCUAUCGCUAUGCCCCCGCUGGAUACGCUGUUGCUGCUCCAGCUGUUUCUCGUGCCUUCUCCACGACCUACCACGCCGCUCCAGCUGUCACCGCCUACGCCGCUCCAGUCGCUAAGGUUGCCACCUAUGCAGCUGCUCCUGUUGCCCGAGUUGCCUCCUACCACACGGUUCCUGCUGUGGCCGCGUAUGGUGCUCCUGCUGUGACCAAUUUCGCAUCAUAUCAGGCAGCUCCUGCUGUCACCUCCUAUGCCACUGCUCCUGCUGUGGCGAGGGUGGCCGCUUACCACGCGGCUCCAGUAGUCAGCAAGCUCGGCGUCUACCAAAUUUCCCCAGCCGUUACCGCAGUCGCCCAUGGGCCUGCCUACGGCUACGGCUAUGGCAUCGGUCGAUAUGGCUAUGGCCACGGGCUCGCAAGUUACGGCUUGAACUACGGAUAUGGCCUUGGCAGUUCCGGUGACUACACUGCUCUCCUCCACAAGAAGAAAUAAAGAAACGGAUGAACAUUCAUCUAGAGACAUGCUAAUUUAUCCACCUUUCUGUAAAUUCAACAUGUGAAGAAUAAAGCCAAUUAA